Messenger RNA from Arachis duranensis, 2325 nucleotides. RefSeq lists its product as uncharacterized. Gene Ontology annotation, biological process: protein refolding; response to heat. The record is from RefSeq and is a predicted model, not a curated record. Gene Ontology annotation, cellular component: cytoplasm. The transcript is spliced from 11 exons. NCBI's taxonomy places the organism in Eukaryota, Viridiplantae, Streptophyta, Magnoliopsida, Fabales, Fabaceae. Gene Ontology annotation, molecular function: ATP binding; heat shock protein binding. The coding region runs from base 79 to 1743 and encodes 554 amino acids.
AUUGAGAAUUGAGAAUUAGAAACCCUCCUAAAACCUCCAAUUAUUCUGAAGAAACUUUCUUUUUCCCUCUCAUUACCGAUGCUAUUGAUAAACACAUAUUCAUCACUACCCACAUAUUCCUUCUCCUCCAAUGCGCCAUCACCUUCAACUCUUGCAGUUGCUACCUUGGGAUUCUUCAGCACCACCGCCACACCUUCUAAGUUCCUCCGCAAAACAACAAGCCAUAGUCACAUCCCAAGUUUCGGUUUUCCCUCUACCAGGAACACCCCUUUUUCCCGUUAUGCUUCGACCAUCAGAGCCAAAGCUGGAACCACCGAUUACUAUUCCGUCUUGAAUGUUAGCCGCAAUGCUACUCUUCAAGAAAUCAAGGCCUCCUAUAGGAAGCUAGCUCGCAAGUACCAUCCAGACAAACGUCCUGGGGCAGAGGAGAAGUUCAAGGAAAUAAGUGCUGCAUAUGAGGUCCUAUCGGAUGAUGAGAAAAGAUCUUUAUAUGACCGCUUUGGUGAGUCAGGUCUACAAGGAGAAAAUGGAGGGUCAGCCAGUGCUUCUGGGGUUGAUCCGUUUGAUUUAUUUGAUGCAUUCUUUGGCCGCACUGAUGGAAAUGGAAUGUUUGGAGAAAGUGAUGAAGGGGGCAUGAACUUCAGUUUUAGAAGCAAUAGAAGCCGUGGCCUUGAUAUUCGGCAUGACCUUUAUUUGAGCUUUGAAGAAUCAAUUUUUGGAGUACGGAGGGAGAUUGAAGUUUCUUGUUUUGAGCCAUGUAAUGAUUGUGAUGGUACAGGAGCUAAAUCAAGGAAUUGCAUUAAAAUAUGUACAAAUUGUGAUGGCAGAGGAGGAGAAAUGAAAAGUCAGAAAACACCCUUUGGAAUCAUGUCUCAGGUUUCUACCUGCUCUAAGUGUGGUGGUAUUGGCAAGAUAAUCACUGAUCAUUGUCGAAGGUGUGAAGGCAGUGGUCAGGUGAAAUCUAAACGAACAAUGGAAGUGGUCAUUCCUCCUGGUGCCAGUGAUGGAGACACAACACAAAUUCGAGGGGAAGGGAAUUUUGAUUCAAGGAGGCGUAUAAGCGGGGAUCUUUUUGUGGUUCUCCAUGUAGAUGAAAAGCAGGGUAUUUGGAGAGAGGGUCUUCAUUUGUACUCAAAGAUUAAUAUUGACUUUACAGAUGCAAUACUGGGAUCUGUUAAAAAGGUAGAAACUGUUGAAGGCUUAAGGGAUCUCCAGAUUCCAUCUGGGGUUCAGCCUGGAGACUCAGUAAAGUUGUCACGUUUAGGAGUUCCAGACAUGAAUAGACCAUCUUUUCGAGGCGAUCAUUACUUCAUUGUGAAUGUUCUGAUUCCUAAAAAUAUCAGUGCUACCGAACGCAUGCUUGUUGAACAGUUAGCCUCACUAAGAGCAUCUAAAUAUGAUUCAUUGUCUUCUAAGGACACUGGGAUAUCCCAAGGAAAAUUCAAAGAAUUCAAUACGGAUCCAAAAUAUCAAGAUUCAAGCAAGCGAACUAAACAUGUUGGUUCACUGUGGACAUCAAUUCAGAAUUUCUUAAGGAGAGGGCAGUCUGAAGAGAAGUUUGCAUCAAUUAGCUUGGAUACAUCGACGUCAUAUUGUAGAUUCAGCCACCAAAAUUAUUCAGUCCUAGAUUCCUUUGUUGUUUUCUUAAUAAUUUGUUUUUUAGCAUCCAUUGCAAACUCUAAGUAUUCAUUAUUUAGGAAAAGAACCCAGUCCCUCAUAAGAGAGCAGAGUGAGAACAAUUGAGGAGGUGCUUGUUAAGAAAACUAGGAAAUAAGAAGGGAAGUGAAAAUACUUUGAUUUUCCUUCCAUGAUGCUUCGUAGAGAAUGUGGAAGUGGGUGAGAAAUCAGUUUCAGCUUAUUGUCAUGCUACUAGAGAUCAAAACUGUCGGAGUAGAGCGAGAGGAAGUCGCGCUCCGCAUUCAAACACGCCGAGUUUUUGUAUACAAAGCAACUGUAAGUAAUUUUCUUUUCAAAUCCUCUCCUGCAUUCUUUUUAAGCUCGGGUACACACCAAAACCUGAGCUUGAUUGGGCACAUUAUCUGUUUACUCCUUUGUAGUUUGUUCCCUUUUGUCAGAACCAUGCUGAAGAUUGAGUUUUAGUCUUAACAAUCAUCAGCAGCUUAUGUUGACACAUUCCUUCCUACUAUUUUUAAGAAAUGAGAUCACACUGAAAUUUUAUUUCGAAGUUAGCAUACUGUUGAAAUCCUAAACAUGUUGUAAGUUUGUAAAGUGAAGAAUAGAAAGUGUCAUACAUCAUGUAACUGAUUGAGAUUCUUCAAAAAUGUAUUUGGAUAAAUCACUUCAGGUAUAUAGUUGAAACUGUCA